ACUCUUGAUACGAGUCUUAUUCCGAUUAAGCUUAGUUGCAAUGAGUUCCAACGGAAGUUCCAUCUCCGAGAAACCAAAAGGCGUCGAGUCUGACUCCUCUCCCGGACCGAUCAAACCCAUCGGAACACCCCAUGUCUCAUCCAACCACUCAAUAGGCGAUCUCCACUCGAAGCGAGACAAAGGCGAAGCGUCGGUCACUUCCGGUCUGACCAAACUCAGCGGCAAAACUGCUGUCUCUUCCGGCGUCUUGAUCGGCGUACCUAUGUCGAAGAACCCCAAUGGUGCGAUCAUUCACAGCACGAAGGCUGGUGUCUCCUCAGGUGUUAGAGGCAAAUCUGCUGUCUCUUCCCGCGUUAAGGGAAAAGCUAUUGUCUCGGCCGAAGUGGUGGCUUUCAAAGAUGUGAAAUACGGACCUCAUGACGGCGAGUUGAGGUUCCGGUUGAUCCAUUUUUGGGAAGCUCGAAAUGUUGUGUCAAAGGUGCUUAUCGGUCUCGAGAUGCUUCUCAUCGACCAAGAGGAGACUGUCAUCCAGGGUUUCAUCCCAGCUGGGAGGAUAGACACUUAUUUGCCACACAUGAGAGCUGGUGGCCUUUACAGACUCAACAGUUUUUUCGGUUCUCACAACAAGAAUUUGUAUCGUGUUGCGGAACCAAGUUUCACCAUCACAUUCUCAUCGACUUCUGUCCUCUCUGAUCUAACGGACAGUCCGGUUUGUUUCCUUGAGGACCGGUUCCGGAUCCAUGGAUAUGAGGAGUUCGAUGCUGCCUGCGACUUGAGAGGGGAUCUUUAUGAUUAUGUUGGCCACAUCAAGCUUGUGAAUGGACAGGUUCUAAGUGAUAGUCUCAUGCUAGAUGAUGCCGAGAUAGCUUCAUCUCGCCGCGUCUUGCUCCAUGUUCAAACACAUGAUGGUCCGGUGAUGAAGUUAUACCUAUGGGACAAGGCUGCCUCGGAUUUUAGUGAGAAAUUUAAAGCAUCUGGAGGAACCGCACGUGUUGUUUUGGUCACUACUUUAAACCCGAAACGAUUUGGAGGUACCCUCGCUCUCUCUUCUAUGACGCCAUCACGUGUUUUCUUGGACAAAGAUGUUCAAAUAACCGAAGAGUAUCUCACUUGGAUGAACGCGAACUUAUCUGUUGCCAACAGAGUUAACGCAGACGUUGUCACUAAGACUGAGACAAUGACCAUAGGCGAGCUCUUAUUCUAUAUUCAGCAGGAAGAUGCCAAGGUUGCUUGGUUUGAGUGCAUAGCAACUGUUGCUGAUGUGGUGCACGGUUCAUCCUGGUAUUACAUAGGAUGUGGUGUGUGCCACACUAAGGCAACCAAAGGGCCUACCACCCUUAUGUGUAAAAAAUGUGGGAAACCCGACAUUGUUGGUGUUCCACAGUACCUGGCCAAGAUCUCUGUGUAUGAUAAUGAGGAUCAGGCGUCUUUUGUGCUCCUCGGUGAUGCUGGACAUGAGUUAUCCGGAAGAAAAGCUUCAGAGUUGGUUGCAAGUUAUUUCGAGGCUAAUGAGAAUGUAGGAGAUGACCACUUGGUUCCGGUACCUCAGGCUCUUAUCGAUACCAUUGGACAGACUCGAAAAUUCAUUGUGAAAGUAUCAGAUCACAAUUUGACAGGCAAGACCCAAGCUUUGACUGUGACAAAGGUUCUCACCCCAGAAGAUCAAGAAGCUGAAGCCCAAGGAACUCUGCAGAAUGGAGUUGCUGAUGGUGAACCUUCCACAUGCGUUGGGAUUGUGAAGAGGGCUGCUGAUAAGGUCGAGGCAGAAGACCCCAAGCGAGCCAGAUGUGGCUAGGAUGUGUUGAAUCGUGGUUUUAUGAUUACUAAGACUCUAUGCUUUGUUUUUUUUUAAUCUCAGACUUUGUGUUUGCAACAUUGAACUAUCUUUCUUAUUGUCUCUGCAUAAUGUUUUUACCUUAAGUUUGAU
This is a messenger RNA of Brassica napus (rape), 1927 nucleotides long. RefSeq lists its product as uncharacterized. Gene Ontology annotation, biological process: telomere maintenance via telomerase; double-strand break repair via homologous recombination; nucleotide-excision repair. Bases 41 to 1795 code for a protein of 584 amino acids. The transcript has 10 exons. The record is from RefSeq and is a predicted model, not a curated record. Gene Ontology annotation, molecular function: damaged DNA binding; single-stranded telomeric DNA binding. NCBI's taxonomy places the organism in Eukaryota, Viridiplantae, Streptophyta, Magnoliopsida, Brassicales, Brassicaceae. Gene Ontology annotation, cellular component: DNA replication factor A complex; nucleus.